GUCCCGGCCCCGGAGUGCGAUAUUAACCCGGGAGGCGGCGGCGGGGAGGGGAGAGGCUCUGAGAGGCGAGGCCGGGUGAGGCGGCGAGGGCGGCCCGACGGGCGCGGGACGGGACGGGGCAGCGCGGGCGCCGGGAGCCGCGGCCCGGAGUCGGGGCGCUUCGCCCCGGGCCCCCAAGCAUGAAGACCCCGGCGGACACAGGGUUUGCCUUCCCGGAUUGGGCCUACAAGCCAGAGUCGUCCCCUGGCUCAAGGCAGAUCCAGCUGUGGCACUUUAUCCUGGAGCUGCUUCGGAAGGAGGAGUACCAGGGCGUCAUUGCCUGGCAGGGGGACUACGGGGAAUUCGUCAUCAAGGACCCUGACGAGGUGGCCCGGCUGUGGGGCGUCCGCAAGUGCAAGCCCCAGAUGAAUUACGACAAGCUGAGCCGGGCCCUGCGCUAUUACUAUAACAAGCGCAUUCUGCACAAGACCAAGGGGAAACGGUUCACCUACAAGUUCAAUUUCAACAAACUGGUGCUGGUUAAUUACCCUUUCAUUGAUGUGGGGUUGGCUGGGGGUGCGGUGCCCCAGAGUGCCCCGCCAGUGCCGUCGGGCAGUAGCCACUUCCGCUUCCCUCCCUCUACGCCCUCCGAGGUGCUGUCCCCCACUGAGGACCCCCGCUCACCACCUGCCUGCUCUUCAUCCUCAUCAUCCCUUUUCUCGGCUGUGGUGGCUCGCCGCCUGGGCCGAGGCUCAGUCAGUGACUGUAGUGAUGGCACGUCAGAGCUGGAGGAACCGCUGGGAGAGGAUCCCCGGGCCCGACCACCCGGCCCUCCGGAUCUGGGUGCCUUCCGAGGGCCCCCGUUGGCCCGCCUGCCCCAUGACCCUGGUGUCUUCCGCGUCUACCCCCGGCCUCGGGGUGGCCCUGAACCCCUCAGCCCCUUCCCUGUGUCUCCUCUGGCCGGGCCUGGCUCCCUGCUGCCCCCUCAGCUCUCCCCAGCUCUGCCCAUGACGCCCACCCACCUGGCCUACACUCCCUCGCCCACGCUGAGCCCUAUGUACCCCAGUGGUGGCGGGGGGCCCAGUGGCUCAGGGGGAGGCUCUCACUUCUCCUUCAGCCCUGAGGACAUGAAACGGUACCUGCAGGCCCACACCCAAAGCGUCUACAACUACCACCUCAGCCCCCGCGCCUUUCUGCACUACCCUGGGCUGGUGGUGCCCCAGCCCCAGCGCCCCGACAAGUGCCCACUGCCGCCCAUGGCGCCCGAAACCCCACCGGUCCCCUCCUCGGCCUCGUCAUCCUCUUCUUCUUCUUCCUCUCCAUUCAAGUUUAAGCUCCAGCCGCCCCCACUCGGACGCCGACAGCGGGCAGCUGGGGAGAAGGCCCCAGCCAGUGCUGACAAGAGCGGUGGUGGCGCAGGCGGGCUGGCCCCACCGCCCCCCCCACCUCAGAUCAAGGUGGAGCCCAUCUCGGAAGGCGAGUCGGAGGAGGUGGAGGUGACUGACAUUAGUGAUGAGGAUGAGGAAGAUGGGGAGGUGUUCAAGACGCCCCGUGCCCCACCUGCACCCCCCAAGCCCGAACCUGGCGAGGCACCCGGGGCGGCCCAGUGCAUGCCUCUCAAGCUGCGCUUUAAGCGGCGCUGGAGUGAAGACUGUCGCCUGGAAGGGGGUGGGGGCCCCACUGGGGUCUUUGAGGAUGAGGGAGAGGACAAAAAGGUGCGUGGGGAGGAGGCCGGGGGGCCCCUCACCCCAAGGCGGGUGAGCUCUGACCUCCAGCAUGCCACGGCCCAGCUCUCCCUGGAGCACCGAGACUCCUGAGGGCUGUGGGCAGGGGACCCACGUUCCCCCCCACCCCCCAUGCUUCUUUUGCUGCCUUAAGCCCCCUGUGCCCUGGAGGUGAGGGCAGCUCUCUUGUCUCUUCCCUGCCUCCUCCCUUCCCCCUCCCCACAUUUUGUAUAAAACAUUAAUUUCUUUUUUUUAAAUGGUGGGGGUGGGUGGGUGCCCAGGGCUAGGGGCUGUUCCCUGUCUCUGUGGGUUUCUAAGCUCUGGGCAAAGUGGUGGUAGCGGGGAGGGAAGGGGAUGUUAGGGGGGCCACCUCCAUUCUGGGGAAUUUAUAUUUGAAUUGAGGCUCUGGCCUUAACACCCAGGAACUUUUUUAUUACAAUCGCUUAGGAAGUAAAGCCUUGUUGCCCUCCCUGUUCUCUGCCUCUUGUACCUUUCCCCCUGUGCCCCACCCCUAGCCCUCCUCAGCCCCAGCCCUGCCUGCCCUGCCCCUCCAGGGGGCCAUGAGUGCCUAGGUUUCUCAUAUCCCACAAGGUCACAGCAGGGGAGGGAGGGACAGUUUGAUGAUGAACCAAAAAUUCCAUGUGUUGGGGGAGGGGGGGUGGAGGGCGGUGAGGGGUACCACCCAUGGGCCACAAAUCUUAACAAGUGCCUGCUAUCCCUCUCCCACUCCACCCCUGCACCCAUCCAGCCCCUUCACCCCCAGCUGCUCCUAGGACUGGCCCAUGGGCAGGUGGGUGGGGGGAUGGGAAGGGGGUGCCCUGAAACCAAACUGGAAGCCCCCUCUGCCUCCCAGCUGGGGCCUCUGGGGUGGGAUGGGAGGCUGUGGUCAAGCCUUAUUCUGUAUUGGGGACUGAGGGUGGGGGGAGUAGAGGGGCCGCUGGAGAAUGUAUUCAAAACAAUAAAACUUUGGACCUUUGGA
Messenger RNA from Saimiri boliviensis boliviensis (Bolivian squirrel monkey), 2682 nucleotides. It is a transcript of the gene ERF, whose product is annotated as ETS2 repressor factor. NCBI's taxonomy places the organism in Eukaryota, Metazoa, Chordata, Mammalia, Primates, Cebidae. Gene Ontology annotation, cellular component: nucleus. Gene Ontology annotation, biological process: cell differentiation; regulation of transcription by RNA polymerase II. The record is from RefSeq and is a predicted model, not a curated record. Gene Ontology annotation, molecular function: sequence-specific DNA binding; DNA-binding transcription factor activity, RNA polymerase II-specific.